Messenger RNA from Postia placenta MAD-698-R-SB12, 828 nucleotides. RefSeq lists its product as hypothetical. The transcript has 3 exons. The record is from RefSeq and is a predicted model, not a curated record. The annotation marks the transcript as partial. Gene Ontology annotation, molecular function: ATP binding; protein kinase activity. Gene Ontology annotation, biological process: protein phosphorylation; regulation of cytokinesis; mitotic spindle organization. Lineage: Eukaryota; Fungi; Basidiomycota; Agaricomycetes; Polyporales; Adustoporiaceae. Gene Ontology annotation, cellular component: spindle microtubule; spindle pole centrosome; chromosome passenger complex.
CGCGAAUGGCAUCUCACAGACUUCGAUAUUGGGAGGCCACUUGGCAAAGGUAAAUUCGGCCGUGUCUACAUGGUUCGCACGAAAUGCGAGCCACACUAUAUCCUCGCCCUCAAGUGUCUGUACAAGUCCGAAAUCGUGCAAUCGCGGGUGGAGAAGCAGAUUCGAAGGGAGAUUGAGAUUCAGCAGAACCUGCGGCACCCUAAUGUUCUGCGACUAUACGGCUACUUCCACGACGAGAAGCGCAUAUUCCUUAUGCUGGAAUUUGCUGGCAAAGGCGAGCUAUACAAGCAGCUGACAAAGCACGGAUGCUUCACCGAGAAGCGCAGCUCUCGGUACAUCGACCAGAUGGCGGACGCGUUGAGCUACCUUCAUUCAAAACACGUCAUUCAUCGAGACAUUAAGCCGGAGAACCUGCUGUUGGGCAUUAAUGGCGAGCUGAAGAUUGGUGACUUCGGCUGGAGCGUCCACGCACCUGGGAAUAGGCGGACAACACUAUGCGGUACGCUCGACUAUCUUCCUCCAGAGAUGGUGGAGGGCAAAGACCACACGGAGAAGGUGGACUACUGGGCCUUGGGCGUAUUGACGUACGAGUUCAUUUGCGGCGCUCCUCCGUUCGAGGAUUUGACUGGUCAUACUGCUACGUACAAACGGAUCGCGAAGGUGGACCUGAAGAUCCCGUCGAAGGUAUCUCAGGAGGCACGCGACUUGAUCAUGAAGCUUCUUCAAUAUGACCCCGACAAGCGUAUCCCACUGACAGACGUUCGGCGGCAUCCUUGGAUCGUCAAAUAUAGGUCCAAAAGCCCGUCUACUUCGAUGCCGGGUCUGUAG